UCCCCCAGAGAUGGUCGCGGGAGGAGGAGGCUGUCCAUCGGCGAGAAGGGCGGGGGCUGGCGGCUCCUGCUCUCCUUCCUUCCCUCCCUCCUUCUUUCUCUCCCUUUCCAAGUUUCUGCUCCUCCCUCCUUCGCACAAACUUUCCCGUCGCUCUUGCUCGGCGCCCGGCUAGAGCUCCUUUCGGUGCGCGGCGGAUUCCUCAGCCAGCCAGCCAGCCGCGCCUCCCCCCUCUUCCUGCUGCCCUGUCACCUUCUCCCCCCCCCCUUCACGCAACCGAUCCAGAGGCUCAAGCGGCUGCACCGCCGGGACCACCACCCACCCUUCCCCGGACGGAGCACGGAGUAAGUUGCUGAGUUGCCGUUUGGGGCUCAGGGUCAGAGCCCAGAGCAGCCAUCACAAUAGCGUCCAACAGCUGGAACGCCAGCGGCAGCCCCGGGGAGGGGCGAGAAGAUGGACAGGAGGGGAUGGACAAGAGCCUGGACAAUGAUGCCGAAGGAGUGUGGAGUCCAGACAUUGAACAGAGCUUCCAGGAGGCGCUGGCAAUAUACCCGCCGUGUGGCCGGCGGAAGAUUAUUCUCUCGGACGAGGGCAAAAUGUAUGGUCGCAAUGAAUUGAUAGCAAGGUACAUCAAGUUACGGACGGGGAAAACAAGGACAAGGAAACAGGUGUCCAGCCACAUACAGGUUCUAGCUCGGAAGAAGGUGCGAGAGUACCAGGUUGGCAUUAAGGUCUCUAGCCACUUGCAGGUUCUAGCCAGACGGAAAUCUCGUGAGAUUCAGUCGAAGCUGAAGAGUCCACAAAGCAGGAGCUGCCAUUAUCAGGCUAUGAACUUGGAUCAGGUCUCAAAGGACAAGGCUCUGCAGAGUAUGGCUUCCAUGUCGUCAGCACAGAUCGUAUCUGCCAGUGUCCUGCAGAACAAGCUCAGCCCCCCUCCUCCACUCCCUCAGGCUGUCUUCUCCGCUGCUCCCAGGUUUUGGAGUGGGCCUAUCCCAGGACAGUCUGGACCUUCUCAGGACAUUAAACCUUUUGCACAACCAGCCUACCCCAUCCAGCCACCCAUGCCUCCAUCACUAGCCAGCUACGAGCCCCUGGCUCCUCUCCCACCUGCUGCCUCGGCUGUGCCAGUCUGGCAGGACCGCACCAUCGCCUCCACCAAACUGCGGCUCCUUGAGUAUUCAGCGUUUAUGGAAGUGCAGCGUGACCCUGAAACGUAUAGCAAGCACCUCUUUGUGCACAUUGGACAGACGAACCCCUCGUACAGUGACCCGCUGCUGGAGGCAGUGGACAUCCGCCAGAUCUACGACAAGUUCCCUGAGAAGAAAGGUGGCCUGAAGGAGCUCUAUGAGAGGGGGCCCCAGAACUCCUUUUUCCUGGUCAAGUUCUGGGCGGAUCUGAACAGCACCAUUCAGGAUGGUCCUGGUGCUUUUUACGGCGUAAGCAGUCAGUAUAGCAGUGCAGAAAACAUGACCAUCACAGUCUCCACUAAAGUGUGCUCCUUCGGAAAGCAAGUAGUCGAGAAGGUGGAGACGGAAUUUGCCCGGAUGGAGAAUGGACGGUGUGUGUACCGAAUCCAUCGGUCCCCCAUGUGCGAGUAUAUGAUCAACUUUAUCCAUAAACUGAAACACCUCCCAGAAAAAUACAUGAUGAACAGCGUCCUGGAGAAUUUCACCAUCCUGCAGGUUGUUACCAACAGAGAUACCCAGGAAACCUUGCUCUGCAUAGCCUUUGUUUUUGAGGUAUCCACCAGCGAGCACGGAGCCCAGCAUCAUGUGUACAAGUUGGUCAAAGACUAGAGGCCCCUUUGGGGUGACCGGGCAAUUUGAGGAAGAAGAGAAGAAGUCCUGUCAGAGAAGCCACCCGAAUAGGAUGCCUUGACGCAAGUCUUUUGAAAAAAUGAACACACAACACACACACACAAAAAGCAAUGCCAAAAAGACUGUAUCACAAUCACAGAUGUUUUCUACUUAGGAACAAUUUUUUUAAAAAGAAAAAAAACAAGCAGAAAAGAAAAGCAUGACAGGAAAGCAUAUAGCGGAAGGAGAGCUGUAUCUGGAGGCAGCAAGGAGGACUGUUCCUGGGGGCUCGGUCAUCAGUAUUUCAGGAGACAUUGGCGCCAAGGCCUGGUACCUCUGGAUAUCUCUCCCGUCACACAACACUAGAACAGCAUCUACUUCCUAAUACCUGGAUGUGCCUAUAUAUCCCAUGCCAAUUUGUCCUCGAAACCUGGGUGGUUUCAUUUAGAGAAAAGUGUCCUGUGAGGGCUGCUAAGGAUGUCUGUUCUGGGAAGGGAUGGGGGAAUCAGAUGCUGCCUUGUUUAUGUGACCGAUCCCACUCUGUUUGAGACACCGACAAAGAAGAUGAAGAGUUUUCUUCCAUCUCUUGAUGCAGGCUGCGUGCAGAGCCAGCACAGGGAAUUGGCGGCUUGCGUCAUGUGGCACCCAUGCCACCCAUGGGUUAAUUGCAAGAAAACGAUUUUGUUCCAACGUUUUCCUGGGCAUUUUCUAUUGCAAGAUACGGUGGUGGUGGGAGGGCGCCAGGAGUUGAUUAUGGCAUGAAUGUGGCGAUUUUACACCCAUGUCCCAGAUGUUUGGAUAAUAGACAGGAGCAGGGUUGCAGGAUCGUGUGUGUGCGUGCGCCAACAAGGAAUGGAGAGCCUUAAAGAUACCUGUCUGUGGGAUGUUAAAAGGUUAGAGUAUGUAUUAAAAGGAAGGAGGGGUGCUCAGCUGGAGGAGAGCAAUUCAGGAAAUCAUAGAUGAGGCGGGUUGCAAAUAAGCAGGCUGACUCUAGGUGAGCAAUGAGAUGACUGGAAAAAUAUUAGGGCUCGCCAAGGUUGAGUAACUUGGGGGGGGGAAAUCUGAAUUUGUAUGGGAUUUUUAACCAGCUCUCAAUGGAGCAUUAUUAUUAUUAUUAUUACAUCUGCCAUGUCAAAAACAGCAUGGGAUAAGCUUAGACCAAAGUUCUUGCUGCCUGGGCAUUGUUCUGGUAAGGUAUUAAUUUCCCUUCUGCUUCUCUGUUCAUCUGUGGUAGUCAUCCAGGAAAGGGCAUGGUCUAAAUAUCACAAUGCAAAUCUUUCCUCUGGAUUAUGUACUUCCCACCUAGGACAUCUUUGUGGAGGCUGCUA
Lacerta agilis (Sand lizard) is the source of this 3121-nucleotide messenger RNA. RefSeq names its product TEA domain transcription factor 3 (gene TEAD3). The transcript is spliced from 15 exons. Gene Ontology annotation, biological process: hippo signaling; embryonic organ development; positive regulation of transcription by RNA polymerase II. The record is from RefSeq and is a predicted model, not a curated record. Gene Ontology annotation, molecular function: DNA-binding transcription factor activity, RNA polymerase II-specific; RNA polymerase II cis-regulatory region sequence-specific DNA binding. Gene Ontology annotation, cellular component: transcription regulator complex. Lineage: Eukaryota; Metazoa; Chordata; Lepidosauria; Squamata; Lacertidae. Bases 465 to 1793 code for a protein of 442 amino acids.